UAUGCUAUCAUCAUCAGAAAAUAUCAAUGUCUCGCGCAACAACCACCAUUGUCUUCAAAAUAUCAAUGUCUCCCGCAACAACCCUUAUCUUCAAAAUAUCAAUGUCUCCCGCAACACUAUCCCUUGUCUUGCUCCUCCUUGCAUCUCUCUACUCAUUUCUUCACAUACUACGCGCCGUCCACCGCAAAUAUGACCGGAAACUUCCACCUGGCCCCCGAGCCUUGCCAAUUAUCGGCAGCCUACACAUGCUUGGCAACCUCCCACACCAAACCCUUUAUCAAUUAGCCAAAAAAUAUGGCCCCAUAAUGUCAUUAAGGCUAGGUAACGUACCCACCGUGGUAAUAUCCUCCCCCAGCGCUGCUGAGCUAUUCCUAAAAACCCAUGAUCUCAUUUUUGCCAGCAGACCCAAACUCCAAGCCAUAGAAUACAUGGCAUACAAUAGCAAGGGCAUGAUUUUUGCAGAAUACGGUUUAUACUGGAGAGACAUCAAGAAGCUGGUUACUCUAGAGCUUCUUAGCCCGUCGAAAAUCGAAUUCUUUGCGCCGAUAAGGAGGGCGGAGCUGGGGUGUUUGGUGGAGUCACUGAGGAGAGCGGCGGCGGCCGGUGAGGUGGUCGACCUUAGUGACAAGGUGCGUGAACUCGGUGAGAACAUGUACUAUAAGAUGAUUCUGGGGCGAAGUAAAGAUGAGAGAUUUAAGUUGAAGGAAUCUGUUGCUGAAGGGUUGAACUUAACUGGAGGAUUCAACAUCACAGAUUAUGUGCCAUGGCUUGGUGCUCUUGACCUCCAGGAGUAUGCAUCUCGAUCUUGGCUAAAAGAGACCAACGCGGUGUAGCUUUUUCCUUUCUGUUAAUCCAUGGUUGCUUCUCGCUGGUUGAUAGUCUUUGGAAUUGUGAUUUGACCAUGUGCACUGAUUAUAUGCUAGAUGUAUAAUUUUUGCUAGAAAACGAAUAUGUUUGUCUGGUGGCUGCUCACUCUCUGCUGACUUAAUUUUUUGGAUUUGAUUAAGGUUUAAGGGAAAGAAUUGGUGAUCACUUCCAGCUGCAAUUGGCUGGCAAAGUGUACCAACACCCAACAUUGUUGUAAA
Molecule: messenger RNA, 1085 nt
Organism: Rubroshorea leprosula
Lineage: Eukaryota; Viridiplantae; Streptophyta; Magnoliopsida; Malvales; Dipterocarpaceae
Source: the annotation of a GenBank genome assembly